CGAGCGCAGAGAGCGCGGAGGGAGGGAGGCGCGCGAGCGAGCGAGCACUCACUUGGAUCCCGAGCCCGGCGGCGAGCAAGCAUCUGCGGCCGCGCCCUUGUCCGAGUCGGAGCAUCCGCCCAGCCUGGUCCCGCCCGCGGGCGUCAGGGCUCCCGAGAAUGGAAGAUUCCCGGGAGACGUCGCCGUCCUCCAACAACUCCUCGGAAGAGCUCAGCUCUGCCCUGCAGCUGUCCAAGGGCAUGUCGAUCUUCCUCGACAUACUGAGGCGAGCAGACAAAAAUGAUGAUGGAAAAUUAUCCUUUGAAGAAUUCAAAGCAUAUUUUGCAGAUGGUGUUCUCAGUGGAGAAGAAUUACAUGAACUCUUCCAUACCAUUGAUACACAUAAUACUAACAAUCUUGACACAGAGGAACUAUGUGAAUAUUUUUCUCAGCACUUGGGCGAGUAUGAGAAUGUGCUAGCCGCGUUGGAAGACCUGAAUCUCUCCAUCCUGAAGGCAAUGGGAAAAACAAAGAAAGACUAUCAAGAAGCUUCCAAUUUGGAACAAUUCGUGACUCGAUUUCUGUUGAAGGAGACAUUGAAUCAGCUGCAGUCUCUCCAGAAUUCCCUGGAAUGUGCCAUGGAAACUACUGAGGAGCAAACACGUCAAGAAAGGCAAGGGCCAGCCAAGCCAGAAGUCCUGUCCAUUCAGUGGCCUGGCAAGCGAUCCAGCCGUCGAGUCCAGAGACACAACAGCUUCUCUCCGAACAGCCCUCAGUUUAAUGUCAGUGGUCCAGGCUUGCUAGAAGAAGACAACCAGUGGAUGACCCAGAUAAACAGACUCCAGAAAUUAAUUGAUAGACUGGAAAAGAAGGAUCUCAAACUGGAACCACUGGAAGAAGAAAUUAUUGAAGGGAAUACUAAAUCUCAUAUCAUGCUUGUGCAGCGUCAAAUGUCUGUGAUAGAAGAGGACUUGGAAGAAUUCCAGCUUGCUCUGAAACACUACGUGGAGAGCGCUUCAGCCCAGAGUGGAUGCUUGCGUAUUUCUAUACAGAAGCUUUCAAAUGAACCCCGCUACAUGAUUUAUGAGUUCUGGGAGAACAGUAGUGUGUGGAAUAGCCACCUUCAGACGAAUUACAGCAAGACAUUCCAAAGAAGUAAUGUGGAUUUCUUGGAAACUCCAGAACUCACAUCUACUAUGCUAGUUCCUGCUUCAUGGUGGGUCCUGAACAACAACUAGAUGUUCCUAGACAUUUUCUUUAUGGUUCCAAGUGAAAAACAAGUGUUACUAUUGAAAGUGCCAGAAAAUUUUGUUUGUUAAUCUACUGUAUACUUUUGUUUAAUAUAUUUAAGUGCACUCUUCAAAAGUGUAUUCUCAUCAAUCAUUCAUGUGAAUUUUAGCUCAAUUUUCAAAGUUCAGUAUUCUCAAUAUUUGAUGGUAAUUGCUUUGCUACAUUGUUACCCAACCUAAAGUCAUCUAGUGACAAAAUCCUAAUAUGUGAAAAAAGUAUACAUAGAAAAAAGUUGUGAAAAGAAAUUGUAAAGAAAAAACUUAUAAAACAUUACUUUUAGAACUUUUAGAAUAUUGCUUCAUAGGGCAGAUUUUGUAGUUUGUUAUAUACUAUAAAGGGUUACCAUCAAUGUUUAGCCAUUUUUUUUUAGUAACACUUUCUUGAGUGAGGUUUAUUCUUCAAUAGUUAUCUACUCUAUUCCCAACACAUGAUCCUAUGACUAUUCUCUUUACAUUAUUUAAAAAUUUAAUAGGUUGGCAUAAAACAACCUUGGCUGGAACCUAUAGAAUCUCUAUCCCUGUAUCAGAUUAUAAACUAGUUUUUCAUGAGUGUAUGAUUCUGUGACAAGUUAGGGAAUCAAUUAGUAAUAUAACACUAUAGUGUCAUUUAUUAGCUUCAUAAUUCCCUGAAUGUAAGUUAAACAUUAUCAAGCACAGAGGAGAGUUUUACUUUGGCAAAAUCUGGCUCAAAUUUUAUGGCAUAUAGUUAAUUUUUCUUAUGAAAAAUAGAUAUUUACAUUUGAAUCAGUAUUUCAAAAUACAGUGCUUUAAAAAUAAAAAUUUAACUCAAAUGAAUAAAAAGGAAAUAUAAAACAAGCACAAAACUUCAGGGCAGAAGUUUCCACACUGAAACUAUGAACCUUACAUUGUCUUCUCUACAAAAGCUCAGAAAUUAAAUCUUUUUAGUAAAAAUCUCCUAUUCUGGUUAUAAAUCCUGCUUAUAAAAAUACAACACAACUAGAAAUGUGUUACCAAAUAUUAUUCUUAGUCCAAAUUCCUUGAAAUCCUGGGUCUUCAAGGAAAGAAGCUAUAAGGUAAAUUUUCCUAUUUUUUCAUUGUUGGAAAAUACAGGAGAAAAGUGAGUUAAAAUUUUAUUUCAUAAAUAUAAAAUAUGACCUAGAACACGCACAUGCAUGAGUGCAUGCAUGUGUGGGUGUGUGGGGGGGUGUUUGUGUGUGUGUGUGUGUGUGUGUGUGUGUGUGUCCAUCUGUCUCUGGUCAUUUUUUUUUUUUUCUAGUCAGUUUUAAAGAUGACAAGCACUAGGAAACACCACCUGGCUCAACUCUUUUAAUAAAUAUACAAAGCAGAGAACAACAUUAAUGGAGAUGUACAAUGAUUAUUCAAACAAGUUAUACAUAUGUACAAAGGCAAUAAUAAAACAGUCUUUGUGCUCUUACUCUGAUUAUACGUAGUAAGAAAGGAUCAAGACUUUGAAAUUUAAGGGACUUCUGGCAUACAAAUGCUUCUUGAAAAUGUUUGUUUUAAAUAGUUUCAAAAAUACAAAUUAUAACAAAUCAAAUAAUAACAUUGCUUUGGUUGGUCCAUUUCAGUAUCCAACUCAAAAAGCAUAUAACGUCUUUUGGGUAUAAGGCAGUUUCCAAAAUAACUUGGUAGUAUGACUGAAAAAGAAUUCUGCCUGAUAACAGUGCUAAGUGGAAAGGCUCUCUAGAUUGCAAAUUGGAAUGCAUUCUACCAGCUUUUUAAAACUAGAAUGUAAAAGACUUGAGAAUAGGCAAACAAUAAAGCAAACCAAUUUAAUUGUAUGGUAAUUCUGACCCCAGUUUUUAGAAGUAUAUUUUUGUAUGCUUGUCAGUGUGUGAAUGUGUGUAUGUGUGUGUGUGCAUGGUAUGUGUGUUCACAUACAUUAUAUAUUGGACCUAUAGUAUAGAAGGAAUAUAGUAGGGCAAAACACAAAUUAAAAAACUGGGCCCUAAGAAUAAAUAUCUCAUUUAAAAGUAAGCAAUAUAUUUAUGGUUAAUAAAAGGCCUUUUGUUCCUAUUUAAACAACAAUCCUUUUUCUGGGGAACAAAGUAAUGAAAAAAAGCAUACUGAAAGAGCAAGAUGGACCUAUGGACUAAAAGUUGAAUCUGGAUGACAAGCCCAAAAACCACUAAAGAAAAAGGUUCUGGUUUUAGGAGUUCACAUUUCAGAGAAAAAUAAAACUUACUGCCAAAUGAUGGCCUUAAACAUCAAUAGAUCCAGGGAUCUGAAAGAACAGGAGUAAAGAAAGUUUAUACUUACCUUUAUAUCAGCAAAUUUUUUGACACUAUGCUGGGAGAAACUUUAUUUUUUUAUAACAGUAACAUCCAGAGUGGAAAAACUGCAGAAGGUUUAUUGUAUAAAAUUUCUAGGAAUUAAAAGUUUAAACCCCCAAAUUCUGUAUCCAUAUAUGUUAUUAUAAGAAAUUAUAGAAUUGAAACUUAAUGCACCUCAAUUAUUUUCAAAUGCCUAAAUUUUUCCUCAUUUGGAAAUAAAAGUAUGAGUUUUAUUUUGUAUUGCUCAACUUCCACUGUUCAUAUGGUCAAAACAGUAGCAGUUAUUUUUCAACUUCAGUUUCAUUCACUACCACUGUUUUCGACUGUCAAUCUCUGCUAGUAAUUAUGAAUCUAAGACAAUGUUAUUAUAAAAAACCUAGACAUCAAUCAUAUUUGAAAAGAAAUGUCUAUUAAAAAAUUCUCCCUCCUGACAUUGACAACUAUGUAUUGCCAACACCAAAUCAUUCUAGGCCUUUGGAGAGAAUGUAAUGAUCUGUUCAAGCGCUGGUAGGAAAUCAGUGCAAAACAGAACAAAAGCAACUUUAAAAGCAACAAGAAAUUAUGUACCAUAUAUACAUCGUAGCAAAUACUUUAUAUUUGAGAAUCUUUACAGCUUACAUUUCCAUUCCAUUAUUACAAGUGAUGAAAAACAAAAAAUUGCAAGUAGCAUGCAAAUUAUAAACAGUCUUCCCACUUCACUAACCAAAUUCCUACUUUCCAGUGUUACUUCCCAAUUUUUGCAGGAAACUUCCUGCAAAGCUGAAACUGAUUAGAAAAUUCUUUAUAGAUUAAAAUAUCUCUUUUUCAUUUUAGGAGAAGCCAAAUAGCCAACCAUCAAAAUUAAAAAUAAAUUGAAUUGUCACAGUCCAUUACAGUUAUUGUUACUAGAUCCACUUCAUUUUCAGGUGUCCAAAAUAUAAAACGAAUAAUUCUUUAUCUUCAUAUUCAUCUGUUCUUAAAAUGCUACUUAAAACUUUGGUUGUUUUCCUGUAACAAAAAGAAAGAAUUAAAUCAUCAACUACAUUAACUUAAUAGUUUUUACAAAUUAGUUUAUCAAACCAAAUACUGUGAAUCCACUUAUGUGUUUACAGCUCUAAAUGCAUGUUACUAUUGAAACUAGUAAGGUAACCAGAAUUGUCAAAUAAAAAAAAAGUCUGUUUCACUAAACUUAUGUAAUUCAUUUUUAAAUAUAUUAAACUGUAUUCCAAGUCUGUUGUUGGGUUUCUGUAGUUGCUAGUUUUAUAAAUGUUAUUAAUGCAUAAUGAAAAGUAAACUUUAUUCUAAUGUAUGUUUGUUCAUAAGAAAAUGUAAGUCAAACUUUUAUUUAUAAAAUAAAAGUGUUAUUAAAUUGGAAA
Messenger RNA from Sciurus carolinensis (gray squirrel), 4878 nucleotides. It is a transcript of the gene Necab1, whose product is annotated as N-terminal EF-hand calcium binding protein 1. Gene Ontology annotation, cellular component: cytoplasm. The record is from RefSeq and is a predicted model, not a curated record. NCBI's taxonomy places the organism in Eukaryota, Metazoa, Chordata, Mammalia, Rodentia, Sciuridae. The transcript has 13 exons. Bases 159 to 1217 code for a protein of 352 amino acids. Gene Ontology annotation, biological process: regulation of amyloid precursor protein biosynthetic process. Gene Ontology annotation, molecular function: calcium ion binding.